CAGAGGUGAUUGCGUCCUUAGUUACCAAACAUUUAGCGGAAAAGUCUUUGACUGUAGUUAGUUAUUUAAUGGUUACAAAUACACCCUUGUAACUUUAGCAUUGAAGGACUGCAACAACAAAAAAAAAAAAACACACAUUAUGGAAAUCACCAGAGGCACUUUAGAUGACAUUUCCCGACCUGCGUCGAGCGAGCAGACAGCUACCCGCGUGUCCAGCGUAUCAUUACCUCAAAGUGACAGAAUUUGUCCUACAGCUCCAUUUUCCCUUGUUGUUUUGCCCAGCGAUGCUCCUGAUGCUCAGAUUCCGAACAGCUCUGAAGAGACUACAGUCCACUCAUCAGCCACAUGUCCUGGCAAAGAUCAGUUUCACGCUGAUGCUUCCGAGGGAGAGAAUGGACAUUUUAACCUGCAGAGAGCUAUUGAAGAAAUGAAAAGACUCGAUGACAUACUGUCUGCAAAAAUCUUCAAACUAAAAGAAGUCCGGCGACAAAGAAAGGAAUUUCAAGCAAAACUCUGGCAAGAGUUCAAGAAUAAACCUGAAGGUCACUCUGGAUGUGAUCAGGAAGCUUUGAACACAAGGUUGUUUUUGGCUUUGGAAGCACCCGAAGGAACAGAUGAGGACAACAACGUUAUACCUGUGUUUGACACUCAGAUUCCUGAACAUGAACAGAAUGGAAACAACCAGCACUUGGAGCCAAGUAGAAAGAGGCCAGACAGCUUGACCAGAUCAUUUGAAGGAGAUUAUGAAGACACUAGGGAAGACCAAUUUGAAAGCAGCCACUCUGGAGAUUCCAAAGGCAUGAAUAAACACAAGGACUUUGUCAAGAAAAACAUUGAGCUUGUAAAUGGCGAAGGAGGUGAAGUGCUUUUGACCCAGGCAGAGAAAAGGCGUCUGGCUGAGCUCCUCCGAGAAAUAGAUGAAGAGGAAGACGACACUGCCAGAGGCGCAGACAGCAAGGAGACCAUGUGGGCCGUGUCUGUCCCCACAGUCCAGGGUUACACCCCGGAGCCCUCUGACCUGGAGCAGCUGAUUGACAUUGACUCCAAAAUUGGCCUUCUCCUUCCUGUGGAAGAAUUUCACUCUGUGCACAGCUCAUACACCAACUUAACCAUGUCACAGGGCCUUGGCUCGGAGGUUAGUUGGAAGUGCGAUGGGGACCCGCAGCCAGGAGAGAAGGUCCUGCAGGAUAUAAAGGAGAGGAGAGGGCAGGAGAGGCGGCUCCAAGAGAUCCAACGGCAGCUGGAGCUCCUGGGUCAAAGCCAAGAGAUGACUAAUGAGUCUCCGGACCUGACUGAGGAACAGUUACUUUGCCUGAUGGAUGGAUGUGAGCUGGCAGAAAGUUGGAGCCAGGACCUUGAAAUGAAUGACUCAUCAUAAAGACCUGAAAAAAUGAUUUGACUGCUACCAGAUGGCAUCAUUUCUGGGACUUAUUAAUGAUUUUAUGUGGUUAGACUUUGGCAUUAGAUCUCUGAUGAUAGAACAGUCUCUUCAUUUAUGUACUUACCAAAUUAAAGCCACCUGGGGGAAGUCGUGUGCCCAUGUUUGUGAUAUAUGACAUCCCUGGCCUGUGAGGACGUGGACGCUGGGCUUCUGGGGUGUCUUGAUUUGACACUUCUAAGGUUUGGGCUUGUUGCAGCACAACACAUGGAUGCUUGAUGGGAUUAAGUGCAGGGAGUUUGAAGAUCGGGUCAAUGCCUUGGGCUCUUGGUCAUGUUCCUUGAUGUGUUCUUGAGCAUUGUUUUGCAGUGUGGCAAGGGGCACAAAGGUGGGAUACCGUUCAUGGAAAAGCCAGAGAUUUUAAAUGUUGUCUUGUAAUGAAGUCAUCAAUGAUAUACACGUCUCCUGUCUAUUGUUUUUAUGUUGCAGCUGAUCAGUGUAUAGCAGCAUAAACUGCCAGAUAUUUUAUUUACAAUGUGUUAAAAGUGGAAAAAUUGUAGUUUUCAAAUUUGGUUAAUUUAGGAUGGGAACUGUUUUGUUUUUUUGUUUGGGUUUUUUUUAUCCUAAUUGGUCUGCAUGUUUUGGACAUGUAGCUCGAUUAUAACACGGUUUUUAUUUGUGUUUAUAUGUCUGCAUGAGGAAACAGAGCAGCAGGGCCAUGCUUUCUAUUAACCAAAGUAUCAUAGAUCAGAACAGAAAAUUGCUGUCAUUAAAUCUAAUAACGGGGUGCUGUAGCCGCAGAAUGUUCUAAUGCACACAUAAACAUCAGCUUAUAGCAGCGGGUCUGUGGGGGUGAACUCUGAGCGCUGCCGUGCAUUAAAGCUUUU
Molecule: messenger RNA, 2265 nt
Organism: Oreochromis aureus
Lineage: Eukaryota; Metazoa; Chordata; Actinopteri; Cichliformes; Cichlidae
Gene: fsip1
Product: fibrous sheath interacting protein 1
Exons: 10
Coding region: 140-1378 (412 amino acids)
Source: RefSeq, a predicted model, not a curated record